Messenger RNA from Drosophila eugracilis, 2799 nucleotides. RefSeq names its product alanine--glyoxylate aminotransferase 2, mitochondrial. The coding region runs from base 251 to 1777 and encodes 508 amino acids. Gene Ontology annotation, cellular component: mitochondrion. The record is from RefSeq and is a predicted model, not a curated record. NCBI's taxonomy places the organism in Eukaryota, Metazoa, Arthropoda, Insecta, Diptera, Drosophilidae. The transcript is spliced from 4 exons. Gene Ontology annotation, biological process: glyoxylate catabolic process. Gene Ontology annotation, molecular function: pyridoxal phosphate binding; L-alanine:glyoxylate transaminase activity.
CCUUGACUUUGCUCCCCAAUCUGAUAACAGCGACAAAAGCUGUCCGUCAACCGAGCUUUCUCCGCUUGCAAUCGAACGAGCUGCGUGUCCGCCGAUCAGUUGGUCGACUGACGCCGUAGCGUGGACGUGUAGAUCAUCUGGUGGUGCUUUGACUGUAGUGCAAAUAGUGCUGCCAAGUGCAAAAUAAUAAAUAUACAUAGGUAUAUACCGAGAAGUGUAAAAAGAAAAUUAGAAGAAACUGACACUAGAAAUGAUGUCUAAACGAUUGUUGGCUCAAAAAAGUCGGGUCCUUCUGAGAUCCACGCUCCGUCAGAGGUCGAGCUCAACGCUGCACUCAAAGGCAGCGGCCGGUGUGGUGAAGCAGACGCAGAGCGAGAUGCCCGAGUGCGACCAUCGACCAGUGGCGUACGAAGGUUCCAGCUACGAACAGAUCCUCAAGACGCGACGCAACCAUCUGACACCCAACCUGCUGGCGCACUUCAAAAAGCCAUUGGUGAUCCACGCGGGCCACAUGCAGUGGUUGUUCGAUCACGAGGGACGGCGGUAUUUAGACAUGUUUGGUGGAAUCGUCACUGUGUCCGUUGGACAUUGUCAUCCAAAGGUGAACCAGGCGUUAAGCGAGCAAACCGCAAAACUGUGGCACACGACAAACAUCUACAUGCACCCCAAGAUUCACGAGUACGCCGAGCGUAUGGUGGCCAAGUUUCCGGGGAACUUAAAGAGCGUGUGCUUCGUGAACUCCGGCUCGGAGGCCAACGACCUGGCCAUGCUGAUGGCGCGCCUACACACUGGCAACCAGGACAUCCUCUCCUUCCGCAACUGUUACCACGGAAUGUCGCCGUACACCAUGGGCUUGACGGCUCACUCCACCUGGCGGUUCCCGCUGCCGGGAGUGAACAAUGGACUGGUCCACGUAAUGAACCCCGAUCCCUACCUGGGCAUUUGGGGAGGGUCGAAAUGUCGUGACUCGCCCGUGCAAACGACCCGCCAAUGCCAAUGCACGGAGGGUUGCCAGGCGGGUGACGCGUACUACAAAGAGUUGGAAGAGACUUUUAAGUACUCCCUACCUCGCGGCAAAGUUGCGGCCAUGUUCGCAGAGUCCAUCCAGGGUGUUGGUGGUACGGUGCAGUUUCCCAAAGGCUAUUUGAAGCGGGCCGCCGCCCUGGUCCGUGCAAACGGAGGGCUUUUUGUUGCCGACGAGGUGCAGACUGGUUUUGGACGAACCGGCGAACAUUACUGGGGCUUCGAGGGUCACGACUUCGUGCCCGACAUAGUAACCAUGGCCAAAGGAAUAGGAAACGGUUUCCCAUUGGCUGCUGUCGUCACCACUCCCGAAAUAGCCGCCUCUCUGGGCCAGGCAUUGCACUUCAACACCUACGGAGGCAACCCCAUGGCCAGUGCCGUGGGCAUCGCAGUGCUGGACGUGAUUGAGGAGGAGCAGCUGCAACGCAACUCAUUGGAGGUGGGAACAUACUUCCUCAAAGGGCUGGCUGAACUGCAGCAGCGUUUCGAGAUCGUUGGUGAUGUGCGGGGCAAAGGUCUCAUGAUCGGUGUGGAGCUGGUAGGCGAUCGAGAAAAGCGUACUCCCCUGGCCACGCCCCAUGUCCUGGACAUCUGGGAGAAGUGCAAGGACCUGGGCGUGCUCUUCGGACGUGGAGGUCUUCAUGGAAAUGUUCUGCGCAUCAAGCCUCCCAUGUGCAUCACUCGGGCUGACGCGACGUUUGCCGUAGAUGUGCUAGCCCGGGCCAUCACGGAGUCCGGGAGUCGCGGAGAUUAACUGAUGGGUAUCCAGAUGGGCAAUGGGAGUACAUAAAAUAGAUGGAGUAUGAUAGGAAGGUCUUAGUUGCAUUUAUUAGGCCAGAAAAUAAGUGAAGUCCCUUAGAAAAUAAACCUUAUUACGACUAAAAAUUUGUUUAUACUUUGUAAAAUAUUUUUAAGAAUUGUUUUUUAUGUAUCAAAUUUUUUAAACAUAAAAGUAUCUUUAAAAAACAUUAAGUGUUUUGCACAAACCAAUCGGUUGACUUUUUAGUAAGAACGUUAUUCCCCGUAGCUAGGCACUUUUUCGUCUGAUCAAAAACUUAAGGCCAAUUUAUAAAUUUAAUUAGUAAUGGAAAUUCAUUUAAAAUUCCAAACACCUAAUUUAAUUUAAUGCAUUUAUUAAAUUAAUAAGUUUAUUGAAAGUAUCUUUUGUUGUUAAAAAUCAUCCAAAUCUUGUUCUUAAUAUUGACACAUUUUCAUUUAGUGUUACUCAUUGGAACUCAAUUCAUAAAAAUAACUUCUACCUUCCACAAAAUACAUACUAACUGAUAAAAUAUACUUUUACUUGAUUAAUUUCCCAAUAAAACUAUUACCCGAUAAUAAAAAUAUGUAAAUGAUGUUUAAGUUACUAACUUACUUACAAGAUUUCUUAUACAUUUUGUUAUCAUCAGUUUAAAAAAUGCUAAAGAUUUUUUACAUUUUAAAAUGGCUAAAAGUAUGCAACACAACUAAGGGAUAUAGAAAAAUGUAAUAUACGUGUAAAAAGUCGUGGCAAUGUCAUAUACAAUCAGAAUAUUUUUAUCUAAAAUUGGUAAUUCGAAGGAUAAAAUCAAGGACUCUCGUGGUUUAUUCUAUUAUCAAAGCAAGUUUAAAUUUAAAAUUGGCAUGCAUGGUUAAAGCACUGAAAUCAUUAAGGUUUUGUCGAAAGUUUGUCACAGCUACAAUGGGAAAAAGUGUGUCAUAUUUCAAAGUGUCAUACCUACCUUUUCUAAUCAAAAUUUCUUCAAAAUGCACGUCAUUACAAAUCCAAUCGGCUUAAGG